CUUGACAGUUAAACAAGAUGCUCUGGUUUUAUUUCCUGACUCUUCUGAUGCCCAGCCAAACUCUAAUGAUCCCUUUCCCUCUACGGAUAGCAGAUCUGCCUAAGAAAGCUCUUCCUGGACUAUCUGCAGCUGACCAAGAGUUUGCAGAGGAAUAUCUGCGCCAUUUUUACGGCUACCAGCCCAAGGCAGAAAGACAGAAGAGGACCGCCGACAUAAGUGAAGAUGAUGAUUCGACUACCGGAUCCUGUGAUAAGAAGACAAAGAUGCGGGAGAUGCAACAGUAUUUUGGUUUGCCUCCAAGUGGAGAGCUCACCAAAGAGACUCUAGCAGUGAUGAAGAAGCCGCGCUGUGGACUGUCAGAUGUGGAGCACGUUGGAGAAACAGUUCGCUGGAAGAAGAAGAGGAUCAGCUACAGGAUCGCUGGCAAAAAAUUCCCCAUCCCAGCACUUAAGGCUCAGAAAGUCUUUAGAAGAGCAUGGAAGCUCUGGUCCAACGUCACACCUCUGAAAUUUCGCAACCGGAACAUGGAAGUGGCUGACAUUGACAUCUUUUUCUAUAGUGGAGAUCAUAACGAUGGUUCACCUUUUGAUGGCAGAGGAGGAGUCCUGGCUCAUGCCUUUAUGCCUGGGCUUCACAUCGGUGGAGAUGUCCACUUUGAUUCUGAUGAAGACUGGAGUUUAAAUUCUACCGGUAUCAACCUGUUUGCUGUGGCAAUCCAUGAAUUUGGUCAUGCACUUGGCUUGUCCCACUCAUCUGAUCCUGGAGCUAUCAUGUACCCAGCAUAUAACUUUGACCCCAACUAUGAGCCCCAGCUCUCCUUUGAUGAUGUCAAAAACAUCCAAAAACUGUAUGGAGUCAAUCCAACCAAUCCAACCUCAAAGAGGCCUCCUCCGAAAACACCUACCAAAUGUGAUCCGUAUUUGUCCUUUGAUGCAGUAACAGACCUACAACAGGAAGUUUUGUUUUUCAAAGACAGGUUUAUGUGGCGCAAACAUCCUGAAUUUGAUGAAAUGCGUGUCUCCUUGAUUAGCAGUCUUUGGCCUGAGACUGUACCGGCCAACUUGGACGCCGUUUAUGAGAAUACGUGGGAAAAUGUUGUUUUGUUUUUUAAAGGUAAUCAGUACUGGAUGCUGAGGCAGCUGAAGCUUGAGGAAGGUUUCCCUAGAAGCAUCUCAACCUUGGGCUUCCCUUCCAGAAUAAAAUCUGUAGAUGCUGCUCUUCACUUCAGAGAUGAGGGCUAUACUCUGUUCUUCACUGGUGAUGAGUGUUGGAGGUACAACGAAGAACAAAAGUGGAUGGAGGGAUCACCAAUGUCUAUUGAGGAGCAGUGGCCAGGGAUCCGAACGCCUAUAGAUGCAGCUGUCUUCUAUGAUGGAUCUGUGCACUUCUUCAAAGGAAACCUUGACUACAAAUACGACUCCAACUUCAAACGCGUGCUCUCCAUCAGCCGCGUUAAUGAGCUGCUGGAAUGUGAAGUAAAGGAAGGCAAUGAAACAGUGACAGAGAGGAGAUGAGUGAAGUAAUGCUUCCCCUGGAGCUUGAUGGUGCUUUGCAUACAGACACAAAGUUUUACACCCAGUAAUGACCACAAUGUAUCGAACAGAAAACAGAAGUGGGAAGUGGUUGGUGUGUGGUUAGUCUUACCUCAGUGUGUAAUGCAGUGAUGUAAUAUUGGAAUUGUACAGUUUUUGUGAUUUGAAAUGUGUGUUUUAAUCUAAUUUUGCUGCUAAUUUUAAUUUUAAAUCUCUCUAUAUUAACAUCAACAGUGGUCUAGAGCUAUUCAGCUAAACAUAAAUGUAUUUUAAGCUUGUGUCUUUCCAUCAAAGUGAUUUAUUUCUUACUUAG
Molecule: messenger RNA, 1845 nt
Organism: Oreochromis aureus
Lineage: Eukaryota; Metazoa; Chordata; Actinopteri; Cichliformes; Cichlidae
Product: matrix metalloproteinase-18
Exons: 10
Coding region: 18-1514 (498 amino acids)
Biological process (GO): extracellular matrix organization; collagen catabolic process; proteolysis
Cellular component (GO): extracellular matrix
Molecular function (GO): metalloendopeptidase activity; zinc ion binding
Source: RefSeq, a predicted model, not a curated record